AUGGCGAUCUCGUCGAGAAACGACCGGCCGAGCGGCCCGGUCCUCCGAUCGCUCUCCUACGGCCGGUUCGACUCGCUCACCGCUAGAGCCUCGACGGCCAUCGAGUCGUCGGCGUCGUCGCUCUCGGCGAUGGCCGCCGAUUUCGCGAUGAGCUCCGGCCUCUACUCCCGAUCCUCCACCUUCUUCGGCCAGCGGCCGUCCUCCCCCACGCGCGUCAACCUGUCGUCCUCGCCGCCGCAGCAGCUCUCCUCCUCCUCCUCCUCCUCCUCCGUCCGCUUCUCCAUCGACCGUCCGGCGUCGCCCAAGCAAUCGUUCGCCGCCUCGCCCCGCCAGCCGGUGAUCCACCGCCGGGGGAACUCGAACAAGCAGAGUUGCAUGUGCUCGCCGACGACGCACCCCGGCUCGUUCCGCUGCAGCCUGCACAAGCACUCGGGGAGCGGCGGCGGCGGCGGCGGCGGAGGGAACGGUCACUCGGACUCGUUCGUGCCAAACCGGUUGAUCAUGCUGAGAUCGGCGAUGAGGAACAGGAUCGUCAGCAUCGGAGGCGUGGAGGGAGACCUGAUGAUUAGAGCUCUGACGGCUCUGAUUCGUCCAUCCUCGCACCAGCAGAAGCGGCGAGCCGCAUUCCAGUCGAGGUCGAGCCGGCUCUCGGCGAUGUCCAAGGCAGGGGAUCUCUGA
Molecule: messenger RNA, 678 nt
Organism: Eucalyptus grandis
Lineage: Eukaryota; Viridiplantae; Streptophyta; Magnoliopsida; Myrtales; Myrtaceae
Exons: 1
Coding region: 1-678 (225 amino acids)
Source: RefSeq, a predicted model, not a curated record